This is a messenger RNA of Rotaria sp. Silwood2, 696 nucleotides long. NCBI's taxonomy places the organism in Eukaryota, Metazoa, Rotifera, Eurotatoria, Philodinida, Philodinidae. The record is from the annotation of a GenBank genome assembly.
AUGGCUACUCUUCAUCUUGUAACAUUACUUGCUUUAACUAUCUUUUUUUCGAUAGUUAUAGCACAAAAUAAACCAUGUGAAUCAUGCGAUCCAAGCAAAUGUCCAAUGAGUGAACUAUGCAAUCACCCAGAUGUUCCAUCAAGCAAACAAUAUGAAGCGUGUGGGGAAAAUCUCCAAUGCAAACUUCGCAUGGAUAGUCGUGGAGUACCUCGUGAAGCUCGAUGUGAAUGUAAUGAUCAAGUUGAAAUGUGUGGUUCCGAUGGUAAGACCUAUCGUAAUUACUGUCAUUUAAUGGAGUCAAGCAAACUUGCUAAAAUUGAACAAAAACCAGCUAUUAAAGUCUUUAAACGUAAACCAUGCGAUUCAGCACCUGAAAUAACAUUACCACCAGUUAGUGUUUCAAAUAAAACAGGAAGUAAUGUAUUUUUAACAUGUGAAGUUGCUGGUGUUCCAUUACCUGUUGUUGAAUGGCUUUAUAUUGCACCAACAGGAAAACAAAUCGUCUAUCCAACUGAUGAUGAUCGUAUUUCAACAUUAGUUCGAGGUGGACCUAAUGCUCAUGUUCUUACAUCAUGGCUUCAAAUUCAAUCAUUACAACGAAAUGAUCAAGGUACAUAUACAUGUAUUGCAAGCAAUCCAUUGGGCAAAGUUGAAAAAUCAUGUACUGUCUCUGUUGAAAUCGGUCGUGAUCUUUAA